Fonsecaea multimorphosa CBS 102226 is the source of this 1950-nucleotide messenger RNA. RefSeq lists its product as uncharacterized. Lineage: Eukaryota; Fungi; Ascomycota; Eurotiomycetes; Chaetothyriales; Herpotrichiellaceae. Gene Ontology annotation, biological process: DNA-templated transcription. Gene Ontology annotation, molecular function: zinc ion binding; DNA binding; DNA-binding transcription factor activity, RNA polymerase II-specific. The record is from RefSeq and is a predicted model, not a curated record. Gene Ontology annotation, cellular component: nucleus. The coding region runs from base 1 to 1950 and encodes 649 amino acids. The transcript has 2 exons.
AUGGCAUGGUUUUCUCGCCCUGGGAGACCUUGUGAUGCCUGCCGCAAGCGGAAGAUAAGGUGUCUGGUGUCUGAUUCAACCCGCGAUUGCGUCCUGUGCCGGUCUCAGGGCCAGCAAUGCGCCUUCGUGGAGGCGCCUCCCAAGAAGAAACGGAAGCAGACCGAUGUGGAGUCCCCGGAGGAGGCUGCUGUCUCCUCGGUAUCGCCAGCAGGGACCCAGAAGGAACCAUUGCACGAUUACUCGAAAUUCCCAGAAGCGUCUUUGCUAAGUCAGACGCUUGGACAUCAACCCUUUCGAACCAACUCAUACAUUGGCGCCACGUCUUCUCCAAGCCGUCUACUACUUGAACUUCCGGGUACCUCUGAGCUAGGCAAAUAUCGAGCAUCAGUCUCUGGUUCCGAAGUCCGUCGCGUCAGCCAGGAUGGCUAUUUCCUGAUGCUGCAGGACGAUCAGAGUGCUAUCAAAGAGCAGCUUGAGGUCCUCGACAAAAUCGAGGCUGCAAUAUCACCACAUGGUCCAGCUCUGGUGGAACUGUACUUUCGUAUCGUCCACCCUAGCUUCCCGAUUCUGCACAAAGAUGUGUUUCUGGUGAAGUACGGUCGCUCAUAUCGGGAACUUACACCGGCAUGUUUAGCCGCCGUUUACAUGUUGGCAUUGAACUGGUGGUCCUAUAGCGUUGACCUUGCUGAUUUUGUGAGGCCUGAUGUCUCGGACCUUGAACAGCUUGUCCCAUGCCUCAUGGCGUUCGAUAAGGCCGCAAAAGUGUCUGAUAUACAGGCUGGCUUACUGUUCCUGCAGCGACCCAGACGCGAUUCUUGGAGAUUGACUGCUCAACUAGUUGCUACGGCCGAAGAAGUUGGUUUGCACCGCGAUUGCACCGCUUGGCAAAUCCCCGACUGGGAGAAGGGCGUCCGCAGACGCCUGGCCUGGGCUCUUUUCAUGCAGGACAAGUGGGGAGCUCUCGUUCAUGGACGUCCCUCGCACAUCAAGGCGGAUAAUUGGGAAGUCUUCCCCCUCGAACACGAAGACUUCCCAGAGAAUGUUGAAGAGGACCACGUCGAACAGGGGAGCUCCGAGGUAGAGAAAGGCAUUCUGAUCUUCAUACAUCUCUCGACACUAACACAAAUACUCUCCGAUGUUAUUGACGAGCUGUUUACCGUGCAAGCCAGCAAGAGACAUGACAGUACAGUUGCUCUACUGCAAACAGCGAAGCCUAUCCAACUACGACUGAAGUCUUGGUACAACAGUCUUCCUUCUUGUUUAGAACUCGGCACUACCACAUCAAGAAAACUGUCAGCCACAGGUCAGCUUUAUCUUGCCUAUCUAACGGUGGAAGUGACUCUCCACCGAGCGAUCGUCGAGUCGGAGGUGAAGAAACCACUAGAUGCUGGUCUGCGGCAGAUCACACGAGAAGCCGCAAUCAUGAGAUUCAAAUCCGUUGUCGACUUUUUGAAACGGCUCAAGCCUGAGCAUAUGCAAGGAUUCUGGCAUUUCGCAUCGGGGUCUUGCUUGGCCAUUAUCGGCACAUUUUCGCUGGUGCUUCUUGCAACAAGCACUGAUCCGGGCGAGUCAAAAGCUAUCUAUUCUCAGAUUGCUGAGUUUCGAUGGUUGCUCAAUAUCAAUGGACCCGGCGCUGGCUUCACAAAACCCGCGGUGGAUCUCCUCCAGUCGAAUGCGGGUUUCCUCGCAACAUAUCGCCCUCAAGCUCCUACCAAGGUCAUCCCCGGGAACAUUUCAGAUCGAGCAGAUCAAUCCGCGGAUGAGAUCCUCACGACCGCCCUGUCAAACACUGGAAGGCAGGAUGAGGGUGAGAGCAACUCAGCAAAUACGCAAGCAUUCGAAAACAUCUCUGAAGACUUCCAGGCCUUACCGUCAGGCAUUAGUUUUAGCCCGAACCAGGCAUGGCUCUACGACUUCGAUGAUCUUGUCUCCCAGGCCUGUUCUACGUAG